This is a messenger RNA of Podarcis raffonei (Aeolian wall lizard), 5690 nucleotides long. RefSeq names its product anillin, actin binding protein (gene ANLN). The transcript is spliced from 24 exons. Bases 127 to 3375 code for a protein of 1082 amino acids. The record is from RefSeq and is a predicted model, not a curated record. Gene Ontology annotation, cellular component: actomyosin contractile ring. NCBI's taxonomy places the organism in Eukaryota, Metazoa, Chordata, Lepidosauria, Squamata, Lacertidae. Gene Ontology annotation, biological process: mitotic cytokinesis; actomyosin contractile ring assembly; septin ring organization.
GCGGUGCGCGACCCGGCUGUGGCAGGCGCUGAAAUUCAAAAUUGGACGGCGGUUUGCCGCCGCGGAGGCUCAAAAGGGAGAGGCCGUUUCGGGAGCCAGACGCGGCGAGGGAGUUCGGUGGCGGAGAUGGACCCCUUCACUGAGAAACUUCUAGAGCGAACCCGUGCAAGGAGGGAAAAUUUGCAGAAGAAGAUGGCUGGGCGGCCCACAGCAGGAGUGCGGCCUACAACACAAACAAAAAGGAGCAGAGAACCUUUGUCAGAAGCUGGUAACCAACCGCUUCAGCCUAGCGAAGAAGCUACAGCAAAGGCGAGUACAAAGCCAUCACCAUCCAAAAGACGUUGUUCGGACAAUGUGGAUGUUCCACUUUCUAAUUCAGAGAAUAGGUAUCCAAUUAACUCUUCUUCAAUGGACCAUGCUGCUUCUGAAAUGGCUCCUCCUCAGAUUAUUGCCCCGUCCACUGAGAUUGAAGAGCAGGGUGCGAAAUCUGAGCAAACUCCUGUUGCUUCAGUUAAAACACGCAUGCAAAAGCUGGCUGAACAACGACGCUGCUGGGACAACGAUGUGUCUGAAAGUUCUUGUAUUUCUCCUAUUGAAUCAAACAAAUGCGUCAUUUCCCCACCCAAACAACUUCCCCUUACAACUGAUACCCCAAUAGGUCGAAGAGGCCGUUUAGCUAACCUUGCUGCUACAAUUGGCUCCUGGGAAAAUGACCUAAGUCAUCCAUCUGCAAGGCAAAACAAUACACAAGAACAGCCUGGUACGACUUGUUUAUCCAAAUUGUCCACUACUAGUGGAGCAUCUGCUAGAAUCAAUAGCGACAGUGUGAAGCAGGAUGCUGCAUCCUGUUUGCAAAGGGCUGUUGAGCCAUCUGUGAAUAAGUCGGCAAACUCUGAGAUAUUGGGAACUAAUAAUUCCAUAGCAAAAUCAUCAGGAACAACUAGCAACCACUCUAAGGAGACUGAGGUACCAAAACGACUGCUGCAGGAAAAGGCCAACCUUAAACCACCAUUGAAAUCUGCAUUAUCUCAGCCACUUUCUGCCAAAGAGGAGCGACUCAAGGAAACACAUGUACAAUUUGAUUCUAAGGAUAAACCAGCCACACCAGGAGGAUCAGGGAUUAAGCAUUUUCUGGAACGUUUUGGAGAGCAUUGCCAGGAGCGUAGUACACAAAGUCCUGUUAUCACUGGAGGACACAGGACUCCCAUUAUCACUCCAAAUACAAAGACAAUCCAAGAAAGACUCUUCAGACAGAAUGAAGUAUCCUCUACUGCUAGUUUAGCACAGCAGCUCAAACAGGAACGUGAAAAAGAACUUGCAUGCAUCAGAGGCCGCUUUGACAGGGGCAACUUGUGGAGCGCUGAAAGAAAAGAGAACUCCAAGAAAAAACGCCUAGAAACAAAAUCGGAGAGUUUGGUUCAGGUUAACUCAAAGCACCUUCCCAAUUCUGAUGACAACUCACAGGUAGCCGAAGAAAAGACUGUAGAGAUAGCCGUAGAAGGCAUAACUUCUGGCGCUUCAGAACAUGAAAAGCCAGAAGAGCUCAGUCCGUUGAAAAUCGUUUCACCACAGACCCCUGUAAAAACACUUUCCAAUUCAAACCUUGAGCAACUUCCUGAGGAACAGAAAGACAAAGAGCCCGAGACUGAAGCGAAUGACGAAAUGAAUAGUUCACAGGUGAUAAGUGACAUCUUUGAUGAAGUCCUUCAAGAGGAUGGGCCUGACAUAGAGAAACUUAAAAAAGAGAUGAGUAUGACCUUGGAAGCUGAUUGUGAGGAUGAACAGGAGCCGCUGAAUAUUUCCUCGAUGUCCCUCCUAACACCUUUAACAGAGUCUGUUGCUGUUGCAAGUCCAGAGGUUUUUGCAUCCCCAUGUAAAUUGGUUGAUGAGGGGAGCAAUGCAAGUGAUGAUAGUCCAAAGUCCAACAAGUUUCAAAGAACAUCUGUCUGCAGAACUGAAUCUGGAAGCAGCAUUGGGUCCUUGUCAGAGGAGCGUAAUCUGUAUAGUAUCGAUGCCUAUCGAUCACAGCGAUUUAAAGAAAUAGAUCGUCCUUCAAUAAAGCAAGUGAUCGUUCGUAAAGAAGAUGUUUCUUCCAGGCUUGAGGAGAAAAGGAAUGGAACGUCUGAUCAAAUUAACAUCAAACGCAAAUUACAGGAGCUGAAUAAUGAAAUCAAUCUGCAACAAACAGUAAUACAUCAAGCCAGCCAAGCUCUAAACUGUUGUAUUGAUGAGGAACAUGGGAAGGGUUCACAAGAAGAAGCAGAAGCUGAGAGACUACUUCUCAUUGCAACUGAAAAAAGAACAGCAUUAUUGGAAGAGCUAAACAAACUAAAAAAUGAAGGAUCUCAAAGCAAGAAGAUUAAAGCUGAUUCAAUGCCUAGUGGGGUUUCUCCAUCCAGGGGCUCUGUUACUCUGUCAGAAAUGCGCCUACCUCUAAAAGCAGACUUUGUAUGCAGCACUGUCCAGAAAUCAGAAACAGCAAACUACUACUACGUAAUAAUGUUAAAAGCAGGAGCAGAAAACAUGGUUGCUACACCAUUAGCAAGUACUGCAAGUUCCCUGAAUGGUGGAGAUGCUCUUACUUUCACUACUACUUUUACACUGCAAGAUGUGGCCAGUGACUUUGAGAUAAACGUUGAAGUUUAUAGCUUGGUACAGAAGAAAGAAUCCACAGGUGUUGAUAAAAGGAAAAAAUCAGCUAAGUCAAAGGCUAUUACUCCAAAGAGAUUACUGACAUCUAUUACUGCCAAGAGCAACCUCCUUACGCCAGUCAUGGCAAGUCCAUGUGGACCCAAUGCUGUGCGCACAAGUAACUUUGUUCUUGUUGGUUCACACACAAUUUCCCUAUCUUCAGUUGGGAGUACCAGAUUCUUGCUGGACAAGGUUCCUUUUUUGUCUCCCCUGGAAGGUCAUAUUUAUCUGAAAAUUAAAUGUCAAAUAGAUUCUUGUGUGGAAGAGAGAGGUUUUUUGACUAUGUUCGAAGAUGUUAGUGGCUUUGGGGCCUGGCAUCGGCGCUGGUGCACUCUUUCUGGAAACUGCAUCUCCUACUGGACUUACCCGGAUGACGAAAAACGAAAGCAUCCUAUGGGUUCAAUAAACCUGGCGAACUGCACUAAUCGUCAGAUCGAACCAGCUAACAGAGAGUUCUGUGCUCGGCCGAACACUUUUGAGCUCAUUACGGUUAGGCCUCAGAGAGAGGAUGACAAGGAAACACUAGUCAGUCAAUGCAAAGACACGCUCUGUGUUACCAAGAACUGGUUAUCGGCUGAUACUAAAGAAGAGCGUAAUCUGUGGAUGCAAAAACUCAACCAAGUUCUUAUUGACCUUCGCAUGUGGCAGCCCGAUGCUUGCUAUGUGCCUAUUGGGAAACCUUGAGCUGCAGGGAAGAUUUCUCACGGGAGCUUGCUUCAAGCCACAUGCUGUGCUCUUAAUGUAGACUUUUUUAUGAGGUCCCUUGGGAUUACUCAUUACACUUCAUGCUUUAAAAUCUGGAAGGAGAGGUGGUGUUAUAUUAGGCUCCUUGCUGCACUCAGAGUUCUAACUUCUAGGAUUGGAGUAUGGUAGUAGCUGUGUUUUUAAGCUCUAUUUGGCUGUGCUAAAUACUUUUUAUAUAUAAUAUUUCUUGAAAUAUGUAGUGCAGUACACAAUUAAAGUACCAGUUUAUUUUAAUUGGUCAGAGCUCAGUUUAUUUCAAGAACUGAAAAAAAAUCAGCACAGGAGGGAAAAAAACGUAGAGCUUUAUCAGUGUGCAUGUUUCUCCUAAGAAGGAUGCCUCAAAAGUUGUUUAGCUUUAGUGGGAAGCUGAAGCAGGAACUUCAAUGAUUUAUUUAUAAAGGUGUUUUUCACCUAAUUAGGAAGUUAAAAAGUAAAACACCCCAUUGUGUUUAAUGUUCCGAAUACUUGGCACUUGCAAAAAGUGUCUGUCUCAAGAACACCAUAGAAUAGUCAUAGAACCCAAUAGAAAUAAUGAGGUUAAAAAGAAAAAAAUGGUGUAUGGUUUACAGCUACGAUCAAUUAUGAAGUACAUUGCACAAUUUCUUAGAAAACAUGUAUGUAGUUUUCUUGAAGCUGCUUUAAAAAACAAACCUUUAUUUACUCUUAUAUAUCUAGCCAUUUUCAUGCAUUUCCUAGUUUGAAUGAAUUAAAAACUUUCACUGAUCUGAGCACUAGGAGAGUAAGAUGAAUUUCAUUUAGCUGCUGCAGAGUUGCAAUAUGCAAAGUAAUAUUUCUGAGAAACCAACUUCAGCUGAUAAGCACAAUGUUAAGGCUGCUCACUUAAACAGCAAAUGCGCAGGGGGUCACAAAUGCUUUCCACUGGGUGUCACAAUGCUAUAUUACUGCUGCAUGCAUUUUUAGAUAGCAGCAAUGGGGUACUUCCUCUAAAUUGCUAUGGCUUUAAGUUGAACACUAACAUUUCCCCCUCCCUACAGCAUAUUUUGUAUUAUCACUUUAAAUACCUACUUUUUCUGAUGUUUUUGAACUCUCCCCCAUAAAAAACCCUUAAAUGUAUCAAAAGGGAGUGCCUGCCAAUGAGGGUCUUACAAUGCUGAAAAAAAUGUGGGUUUGGUUCCAGAGCACGGAACUGAAAAUCUAGACUAAUAAACCUUUCCCAAAAUGAUGCCCAAUAUGAUUCUAUUCUGGCUGCAGUGUUGCACUCAGAUGGGUUUUGUGAAUGCACUUCAUAGGAACCCAGUGCUGAUUUAUGCUGGUGAAACUUGUAGAACAAGUUAGUAAGCAAUUUGUUAUGUAAGGAAGAACAGUUAAAGAUUUGUGAGAGUACACGAAAAAGUAGAGUAAGUAGAAUGUGUUGCAAAUAAACUGUGUGAAAGAAGAAACGGAAUGAAAUAGCUACAAGAGUAAAAUAAAAUAUAUAUCAGCAAGGAAGUGGUGUUUGCUAACUGAGAUCUGCUUAGUUUACAGUAUCAGAUGAGAUUGUGUAUGUUUAGCACAGCAUGGUCACAGGUAUAUGUGACACAUUUGCAGCAAGCCUCACCUCAUUAAAUAUACUGACCAGACCUUGGGAAGAAGAGGGGGCCAAAUAUUCUGGAGAUGACAGUUGGGUCCUCCCCAAGAAUGUUGCAGCCUUGGAAAAGCAGCAAGACUCUAGUCGAGAACAUUAUUGGAAAACAGGAUGAUGAAGUGGCAAAUCACUUCCUGGUCAAUUCAGAAGAAAGCAAAUUAAUUCAGCAAACAAUUUCAGCUAUAAUAAAUAGCACUGCAUUCAUUUUUUAAAAAACAAAAACCAGCCAGCUGCAUGUGAGGCAACUAGCAUUUGAUUAAGACCUUUAACACGACAAUAAUGGAACUCGCAUCCUACUGAUUUAACUUUAUAUAUGUAUACAAGCUCAGACAGAUGCUGAUGAGUCUUAGAAGCAAUUCAAAGGGGAAAGUGACAACAUGUUUGAAUUAAUUCCAAUUUGAAUAUGCAUAAAAUCCUGAGUAUGAUGGAUUUACUUUUUAAAAAUUGACUGUUAUUUCAGUAAGGAAUUGAUUAGGAAAUUUAUCCACAAGUCUUUCAUAAAUAAUCCCUAUUCCAAAUCUUCAUGAAAUAGCACUAAACUGUAAAACCUUUGCAGGCAUGUGCUGUGCCAUAUAAUAUACGUGAUAAUCUUUAUCCCCAUGAAUUUUAAGGAUAUUUUGUUAGUUAUGCAUUUAUACUUUAUUUCUAAAAUAAAGCUAACUGCUCUUGA